AUGAAUAGAAUCUUAUUAUUUGUAGCCAUUGCAUUAUUGGCUUGUUUCGCUUUGUCGAUCAAUGCACAAGACAUUGAUAGUACUUCUGACAAGUCUGCUGCUGUCAACAUUGACAGUACCUCUGACAAGGUCCAAGCCGCCGCUGCUGCCGAUAUUGUAGUCGUCCAACAAGGAGAACCAGCCAAGAAGGUUCGUUUCACCGCCAUUGACUCUUCCGCCACCUCGUCGGAUGGUAGACAUGAUGGAAGACACUCUGCAUCAACUGGAAGUUUCAGUGGAACAGGAUGUCCAAACGCUGCACCAAAGGGAAAGAAGGUCAAAUUCACUGCUACUGAUACAGACACCUCUGGAACCAGUGGAAGUGCUAGUGGAUGCAACUAUGGUGGUGGUGAGGAACAACUCGACGGUCACAACGACGGCAAGCAUGACGGCAAGACAUCAACCACCGAUGGUAAGACCAGUUUCAGUGCCUCUGGAUCAUCUGGCAAGUACAGUGGAAGUGGAAGUGGAAGCGGAAGUGGAAGUGGAAGUGGAAGUGGAAGUGGAAGUGGAAGUGGAAGUGGAAUUGUCUCAACCAGUCACGACACUACGGCCGACUCUUCAUCGACCACUGCCAGCCCAACUGGUACCGGUUCCGGAAACAACGACAAGGUAUCUACCUUGGGUGAUUGGGCCGGUCGUCACAAGAAGAAUAACACCACCCCACGUGGUUUGACCACCGGUGGUACCGAAGAGUCUGCCCCAAACACCAACUUUAUCCAAGAUCUCGAUGACUAUUACAUUCACAGUUCGUCGACCCAAGUCGUCGCUUCAUUGGUUGUUAUUUCAACCUUUUUAAUUGCUGUCUUGAUUUAA
Messenger RNA from Cavenderia fasciculata, 855 nucleotides. RefSeq lists its product as uncharacterized. The record is from RefSeq and is a predicted model, not a curated record. Bases 1 to 855 code for a protein of 284 amino acids. The transcript has a single exon. Lineage: Eukaryota; Evosea; Eumycetozoa; Acytosteliales; Cavenderiaceae.